UGGUAAUGGCGACGGGUUUGGUAAGUAGGAAAGUUUCGGUUGAAGAGUAAGAGCGGCGGCGAGAGCAGUAACCCGUGCCGGGGAGGCCGGCGUCAGUCGGAAAGCGGGUACGCGAGCUGCUGGAGGUGUUGUCGCGACCAGGGCCGCUCGCUCGGGGGCUGACCGCACUCCGCGGCGGUCGGAGCACCAUAACAUGGUGUGGGAAGUGAAGACAAAUCAGAUGCCUAAUGCAGUACAGAAACUCCUGCUGGUAAUGGACAAGAGAGCAUCAGGAAUGAAUGACUCACUGGAGUUGCUGCAGUGUAAUGAAAAUUUGCCGUCCUCACCUGGCUAUAACUCUUGUGAUGAGCACAUGGAGCUUGAUGACCUUCCUGAACUUCAGGCUGUGCAAAGUGACCCCACCCAAUCUGCCAUAUACCAGCUAAGUUCAGAUGUUUCACAUCAAGAGUAUCCAAGAUCGUCUUGGAACCAAAAUACCUCAGACAUAACAGAAAAUACUUACCGUGAAAAUGAGGUGGAUUGGCUAACAGAAUUAGCAAAUAUUGCCACCAGUCCACAAAGUCCACUUAUGCAGUGCUCAUUUUACAACAGAUCAUCUCCUGUCCACAUCAUAGCUACUAGCAAAAGCUUACAUUCCUAUGCACGCCCUCCACCAGUGUCGUCCUCUUCUAAGAGCGAGCCAGCCUUCCCUCAUCACUGGAAGGAGGAAACACCAGUCCGACAUGAAAGGGCAAAUAGUGAGUCAGAAUCUGGCAUUUUCUGCAUGUCCUCCCUCUCAGAUGAUGAUGAUUUGGGAUGGUGCAAUUCCUGGCCUUCAACUGCUUGGCACUGUUUUUUGAAAGGCACACGCCUGUGCUUUCAUAAGGGAAGCAAGAAGGAGUGGCAGGAUGCUGAGGACUUUGCUCGAGCUGAAGCCCGUGGCAGUGAGGACCGCCUCCAGAUGGGCGCGCACAAGGGCUAUGGUUCUGAUGGUCUAAAACUGUUAUCACAUGAAGAAAGUAUAUCCUUUGGGGAGUCUGUACUGAAGCUGACUUUUGAUCCUGGUACAGUGGAAGAUGGUUUGCUAACUGUAGAGUGUAAACUGGAUCACCCUUUCUAUGUUAAAAAUAAAGGUUGGUCGUCGUUUUAUCCAAGCUUGACCGUGGUACAGCAUGGCAUUCCGUGUUGUGAGAUUCACAUUGGUGAUGUAUGUCUACCUCCUGGACACCCCGAUGCCAUUAAUUUUGAUGAUUCAGGUGUUUUUGAUACAUUUAAAAGCUAUGACUUCACGCCUAUGGAUUCUUCUGCAGUCUACGUGCUAAGUAGUAUGGCUCGUCAGCGCCGUGCGUCUCUGUCGUGUGGAGGACCCGGCAGUCAAGACUUUGCAAGAUCUGGAUUCAGUAAAAACUGUGGCUCCCCUGGACCAUCACAGCUCUCAUCCAAUUCUCUGUAUGCGAAAGCCGUCAAAACCCACAGCUCAGGGACUGUGAGUGCCACUUCUCCUAACAAGUGCAAAAGACCAAUGAAUGCCUUCAUGCUUUUUGCCAAAAAAUACAGAGUUGAAUAUACUCAGAUGUAUCCAGGGAAAGAUAACAGAGCCAUAAGUGUGAUCCUUGGUGACAGGUGGAAGAAAAUGAAGAAUGAAGAGAGGAGGAUGUAUACAUUAGAAGCAAAGGCUUUGGCUGAAGAACAGAAACGUUUAAAUCCUGACUGUUGGAAAAGGAAAAGAACCAAUUCAGGCUCACAACAGCAUUGAACCAGGAUGCUGACGGGAAGUCUGCAUUUGCAUAGACACUGACGGGGGGGUGGAAAGACCUAAGAAGAUCAAGGUCUCACCAUUUGUCCUGAAUUCGUGUGACCAUAAGAUACUGAUAGCCUUGAGUCUCGAAAUGAUUUAAUAAUAAGAGUGAGGAUGUGCUUUCUCCAUUAGAGCAUUAAGUAAGCUAAAACUAUCAACAUUGUAAACCAAAUUGCCUUAUUUUUCUUCCAAACUUCAUAUAUGUCUAUCAGGUAAUAUAGGCUUGAAAAUUGAUAUCCUGUGGUGCUAAAGUACAGUAGAAAGCGGAGAAGUGUAUACAUGUUUUAUUUUAAAUUGUACAAAAGGGGAAUUUAAAAAUAUGUAACUGCUGUUCAUACAUCGGCUCCUUACUGCUUAUUAAUCUGUAUUGUACACAUGAUGGAAUGAAACAGAAGCUGGGGUUGGCCUUUCCUUGAGCAACCAUCACAUGGCUCAGCAUCUGUGCCAAACACAGGCGCUCCUUCUGGCCAGUGCCAAGGGCUGCCGGAACCUUGGCGGGUGGCUGGUGUCAGCGUCCAGCAGGAGAGCCACCUGCUGCAGUUACCCAGGCAUGCUGACUUCAUGCACCAGGUGGCAGCACCACCCACCGUCCAGUGGAGACGCGGCCCAGGCCACCAGUUCAUGGCCCUGGGACGCAGUCGCCGACAGGGUGCUGUUAACAGUUGACACCAUUGUAUUUUUAAACUGUGUUCUGUAUCUCCUCAGCCACAUAGCCUAAGUAUCUUAUUUUGUCAUCGUAUCUUUAUGGUGGGGGCAGACUUUGCACUUACUGCAGUGCAACACUCGCACUUUACUUUUCCUCCAACUGUCAAAAAUUAGAGCAAAUACAUUGGCAAUACAGCUGCUUUUGCUCUGAGCUACAAUCAUGGCUUUUCAUGUUACUUAACCACAUGGUAUUUCUGGUUAGGAAUCACAGCUGUAAAAUUGAUUUCAGUUCAUCACACUUCUUCAUGAUGUUGCCCCUAAAUUUUGCACACUAUAUUCUUGUAUAUUAUUUCAAAUAAAAUGAAAAAAAUUGUUUAUCUUUGA
Rhinolophus ferrumequinum (greater horseshoe bat) is the source of this 2806-nucleotide messenger RNA. It is a transcript of the gene HBP1, whose product is annotated as HMG-box transcription factor 1. Gene Ontology annotation, biological process: regulation of transcription by RNA polymerase II. Lineage: Eukaryota; Metazoa; Chordata; Mammalia; Chiroptera; Rhinolophidae. The transcript has 11 exons. Gene Ontology annotation, cellular component: nucleus. Gene Ontology annotation, molecular function: RNA polymerase II cis-regulatory region sequence-specific DNA binding; protein binding; RNA binding. The record is from RefSeq and is a predicted model, not a curated record. The coding region runs from base 194 to 1735 and encodes 513 amino acids.